Molecule: messenger RNA, 2037 nt
Organism: Pseudonaja textilis
Lineage: Eukaryota; Metazoa; Chordata; Lepidosauria; Squamata; Elapidae
Product: vomeronasal type-2 receptor 26-like
Biological process (GO): G protein-coupled receptor signaling pathway
Cellular component (GO): plasma membrane
Molecular function (GO): G protein-coupled receptor activity
Source: RefSeq, a predicted model, not a curated record
AUGGCACCAGAUGAAAAUCUUCAGAUUGCAGGAAUUAUCCAGUUGCUGAAGCAUUUUAGAUGGACAUGGGUUGGUCUUUUAAUUCUGGAUGAUGACAGUGGAGACAAUUUCCUCCAAGCCCUGGACCCACUUCUUUCUGAGAACAGGAUCUGUGCUGCCUUUGUGGAGAGAAUGCCCAAACAAGCUUUUUUUUCUGUGUUUCAAAAUGCAAUUGUGGAUAGGAUAAAUAUUUAUUGGCUGGACAUCAAAAUUAAUACAUUCCUCUUCUAUGGGGAAAGCACCACAGCAAUGCUUCUGUUUAUGUUCCUUAAAUAUACAUUUUCUUUGAAAAUAUCAGGAAAAAUGUGGAUUCUGACAGCUCAAAUGGAUUUAACUUUAAUGAGUCUUCAUAGACCGUCAGAUUUAAAAUUGUUCGAUGGAGCAAUUUCCUUUGCUAUUCAUUCCAAUGAACUGCCAGGAUUUGAAAAAUUCCUUGGGGCUCUCAAACCAUUCCAGACCCAACGGGAUAGUUUAUUGAAAGAAUUCUGGGAACAAGGCUUUGAUUGCCACUUUUCAGGAAGUAACACACUGGCAGAAAGUAAUGAAACAUGUACUGGGAAGGAAGAGAUGAAUAACCUUCCUCGGCAUUUAUUUGAAAUGACCGGCCACAGCUACAGUAUCUACAAUGCAGUCCAUGCUGUAGCCCAUGCUCUUCAUGGCAUGAGCAUACAUAAGUCUAAAUACAAAAGAGUAGCUGAAAGUAUAAGGGACAAACUUCAAGAUCAAGGGACGUGGAAGCUUCAUUGGUUUCUUCAAGGCCUUUCAUUUAAUAAUUCAGUUGGAGAAACAGUGACCAUCAACCAACAUGGAGAAGUGCUAUCUGGAUUUGAUAUUACAAAUAUUAUGAUGUUUCCAAACAAUUCCUACUGUAAAGUAAAAAUUGGAAAGAUGAUUCCCAAAGCACUUGAAGGAAAUGAACUUGUGAUUCAUGAAGAUUUAAUUAUCUGGCCCAAAUAUUUUAAGAGGGUCUUGCCCCUUUCAUUGUGUAAUGAUCCCUGUCCUGCUGGCUAUCAGAAGAAAAAGAAAGAAGGCGAAAAAUUUUGCUGCUAUGAUUGUGAUCUAUGUUCUCAUGGGAAAAUGUCAAAUAUGUCAGACAUGAUUGCCUGUUCUGAAUGUCCAGAAGAUCAAUAUCCAAGUAAAGACAAAGUUCGAUGCAUCCCCAAAAUCAUAACCUACCUAACCUUUGAAGAACCUUUAGGUAUUAUUUUAGUUGCAGUUGCUGUUUUAUUCUCAAUCAUUUCUAUAUUUAUACUUGUAAUAUUUAUUAAGUAUAAAGAUACUCCUAUUGUUAAAGCUAACAACAAGGACCUCACCUACACUCUUCUAAUCUCCCUUCUACUUUGCUUCCUCUGUUCUUUUCUCUUCCUUGGAAAACCUCUCAAACUGAUUUGCUUCCUCAGACAAACUGUCUUUGGUAUUAUCUUCUCUGUGGCCAUUUCUUCUGUGAUGGCUAAAACCAUCAUGGUCGUUGCAGCAUUCAUGGCCACUAAACCAGGAUCCAGCAUGAGAAAAUGGUUGGGAAAAAGACUGUCCUUCUUAAUUGUUUUUCCUGGCUCCUUCCUUCAAGCAGGCAUUUGUCUGGCAUGGAUGAUCACUUCUCCCCCCUUUCCAGAACUUAACAUGCAAUCAAUGACUGAAGAGAUCAUAGCAGAAUGUAAUGAAGGGUCUGUUGUGAUGUUUUAUCUUGUCUUGGGCUAUAUGGGGUUUCUAUCUCUGGUCAGCUUCAUGGUGGCUUUCCUGGCUAGGAACUUGCCUGAUACAUUCAAUGAAGCCAAGUUCAUCACUUUUAGCAUGCUGAUAUUUUGUAGUGUUUGGCUGUCUUUUGUUCCCACCUAUUUGAGCACCAAAGGAAAAUUUAUGGUGGCUGUUGAGAUCUUCUCCAUCUUAGCUUCUAGUGUUGGGUUAUUGGGAUGUAUCUUCUUCCCCAAAUGCUUCAUUAUUUUGCUGAGGCCUGAGCUCAACAGCAAAGGUCAAGUUGUAAAGAAAAAGUAUUUCUGA